Penicillium chermesinum is the source of this 2592-nucleotide messenger RNA. RefSeq lists its product as uncharacterized. Bases 1 to 2592 code for a protein of 863 amino acids. The record is from RefSeq and is a predicted model, not a curated record. Lineage: Eukaryota; Fungi; Ascomycota; Eurotiomycetes; Eurotiales; Aspergillaceae. The transcript is spliced from 2 exons.
AUGUCGCCCGACGCUGUGAGAGAUGGGAAUGAGCCCCAACGGCAGAUGGAAAAUGCUCUCCUGACCUCACACUCGCCCUCCCGGCGGCCACUAUCGACAUUUGAGCGAGUGAUCACCACCAACGGCCCCAUUCUCGAGUCCCUCCUUCUCCAGAUCCCCACCGAUACCAUCAUCAAGCUCUACCACACAUCCCAACAUCUUCGCGCGUUCCUCCGCGUGUACCCGACUGCAUGGAAAGCCCUCUCGUUUCGCAUGCAGGAUCCCGAUACACAGCGCCAGUCCCGUCCAUAUGCAUUGGAUCAGCUGUUGAUGAACGUGGUAAUCCCAUUCAGCAGCUGCCUGAAAAUCCUGGAGCUCGAUAAUACAGCCGUCUCGGGGCAGAUAUUGAUUUCGACCGUGUUGCACGCGCGUAGGGAAACGCUGGUACAUCUCUCAGUUCGGGGCUGCAAAAAUGUCUCCCUCAAAUAUCACAUCAUUCCCUACCUCACGAUGUUCGGCCUUCAAUAUGACGUGGAUUUGGAGAAAAACGCAGGGAAUUCUGCAAAACCUAAGCUCGCCCUGAAGAGUCUCUACGCAUACAGAUGCCGCCACCACCGACGCCGACCAUAUCUGUCUGCCUCUUUGCUGCGCAAAGACUCGGAUUCAGAACCAACCCACGAACUCGUGAAUCUUUGCCACAAACUCGAUAUCUGGACAGAUACUGCGUGGUGCACGACGCCUGCUGGCAGGUGUUUCCGUCGCCGCGGGUAUGUUUCAAUGCGCGUCCCACAAGGCUCGCCUGAAGUGUGGGUGGUGUUUGAUCGACUGUGGAGGUGCAAGAACUGGAUUGGGCCGGUCGAUUCUUCUGUGGAUCGUCCACCCGCGAGGGAUGGCAAGCUCUGGGAGAAUGGCGACACAGGGUGUUAUGGUGAACCUCUGGGUACGGGUGAAGGACCCGGCCCAGGCGAGGGCAAGAUGACCCCUGCCCACCUUCGCCAUAGCCAUACACAGUUCAUCCAGGAUGUCAAAUGCGACGCUUGCCAAGAGAGUAUCUUAGAGCGGUGCGAGCAAUGUAGCAUUCUGAUGCACUGCGUGGGCUGUCGGAGAACAUUGUGUGCUAGCUGUGCUUAUGAACGACCCUAUCUUCAUCGUGGGAACUCCGCCACUUUUGCUGGGCAAACCCAUGGCACUAGCAAUAGUACUUCGACCUUUCCUAGCCAUCUAUGGUGGGCUCCUGGCGCUAUGCACUCGCCCAGUUCCAUGCAAGACCCUGUUGGAAACCCCAUGGAUAACAACCCGCUCUUUCAGGCUACCGCUCCUCCCACGACUCAUCCUGCUCUGAAGUUCCACUGGUGCUGCACUGAGCCUAUUUUUUCCGGGGGCGGGGGUAUUAGUAUUGGCACCCCCAGUCGAGAUGUCGACCAAGUACGAGCUGUACCAUUGCCGCGGGGCCAGGGCUGGGAAGACCUUGAGUAUACGGUUAGUGAAUGGAGUAAAACGUUCCCCAAAUACGCCUAUGGUGAUCCCAGCAGACCCGAUUAUUCCCUCGAGACGGGCCAUCUUGCGAUGAUGAAAUGGUUGCUAGGUCCACCAACCCGGCAAGUCUCACCCUGUCCGCGGAAUCUCUGCCAGGACUGCUACGAUUCUCCACAAUGGAAAGUACACUGCAAGAGCUGUUCCAAGCCCCUCUGCAUUGAACACGAUCUACGUGGGCUUCGCUUGCGGAUAUGUGGCUAUCGAGACCUUGCAUUGGAAAAGAUGACCAUUCAAAACCGAUCGGCAGCCCACCCUCCCUCCUCGCCUGACGCCGUCUUCGAUCAGCUCCCCGGGUACGACCUGCCAUUCCGAACUCAGCGAUUGAUCGACUCAACCAACAGUAGCUUCAUCGAGGACCCACCCGGAGACAUUAUCCACGAGGACAAUCCCUCCGAUGCUCCACACGGUGAUCUGUCACUUUUCCCACGAAAUCCUACUCGCUCCAUCUCCGCCCCUCCUUCCAACCAUUCGGGAUCGUCAUCCCCGACGUCUUCCGUCUUUGAGUCACCGCUCGAAGCUCCCCGCUGGCAAGGAUGCCAAUCCUUCUUUUGCCCUCCCUUCCGUUCAAUUGGCGAUCAGCGGCAGCGGUGUCCGAGCCACCUACGCGAGUGCAAGGCCUGUGCGGUGAAUGUCUGUCAGGACUGUGUGCAAGCGAACCCGCCCUGCAAAUGCAGCUAUUGCGAGGAAAACUACCUAUGCCCUAACUGCAUGAAAGUCCGUGCCCGCGAGGGCACAUGUCGUCGGCGCCAGGAGGAGAAGGCACGAAGGGAGCGGAAAUGGAAGAAAGACAUGCAAGUGCUGGAGGGUAUUUUGGAGCUCAAGGUGGCCAAUGAGCUAGCCGAAAGUGCUGGCCAAUUUUUGAGCAUGGCCGAGCGCGACUUCCGGCCCGAGUCUCCAAAUGACUUCGAACCUCCGUCUGUGCCUGUCGAGGACGAGGAAAUCUUACCUGCCAUGUCCAUGACCCAUCCUAUCGUCUCGAUGGCUGCCUCUGGCCCUGGUCUCAUGAAUAAUGUCUCCGACUCAUUUGCGGAAACCAUUGCGGAAGCCAAUUACAUGGACUCCUUCGACUCAGACUAA